Messenger RNA from Olea europaea var. sylvestris, 1780 nucleotides. RefSeq names its product G-type lectin S-receptor-like serine/threonine-protein kinase At4g27290. The record is from RefSeq and is a predicted model, not a curated record. The transcript has 4 exons. Lineage: Eukaryota; Viridiplantae; Streptophyta; Magnoliopsida; Lamiales; Oleaceae. The coding region runs from base 95 to 1780 and encodes 561 amino acids. Gene Ontology annotation, biological process: recognition of pollen.
AGCACUUAACUCCAAUUUACAGAAGAUUCAGAUUGGUUUUGUGUUUUCCAAAGUCACACGGAAUGGCAACUUACUGAUUCCUUGAUCCAAAAAAAUGUUGCAAUCACAAUUUACCGUUGCUCUCAUCUAUCCUUUAACUUUUCUCAAAUUGUCCGUUGCAGCAGAUACACUUUCUGCAAACCAAACCAUUCGCGACGGGCAAGUUUUAGUUUCUGAGGGAGAAAUAUUCGAGCUGGGAUUCUUCUCCCCUGGUAAUUCCAAUAGCAGGUUCUUAGGAAUAUGGUACAAAACUACUCCGGAUGUUGUUAUUUGGGUUGCAAAUAGAAAUAAUCCCAUUAUAGACUCGCAAGGGAUCUUGUCCAUAGCCAGAAAUGGAACUUUACUUCUUAAGAGAGGCAAAACCAUUAUCUGGUCGUCAAAUAUAUCAAGUGUUGCAUCAAUUCCAGUUGUACGCCUCUUAAACACUGGAAACCUUGUAAUUAUGAACUCAACUUCUCAACAAAACUAUAUAUGGCAGAGUUUUGAUUACCCGUGUGAUACCAGGUUACGGGGAAUGGUACUUGUAGACUACCUUGGACAAGGUCAAGAUAAAUAUUUGACGUCUUGGAGAAGUUCUCAUGAUCCGUCCAUUGGAGAUUUUUCCGACAGGAUUGAAUAUAAUGGUGGCCUAGUUGAAAUGGUUGUCUACCACGGGAAGAUAAAAAGAAGCCGCCGCAGCCCAUGGAGUGGGCAUUACACCAGUAAUCUCCCUUUCGUUCUCACUACACCUUUUAAACCAGUUUUGGUAUUCAAUAAAGACAGGAUUUCACUCUAUGAUAACAGCUCAUUAAUCACGAGAUUAACUUUAGACAAAUCAGGCUUUAUCCAUCGCUAUACUAUUAAUGAGAGCAAAAAUGGGCGGAAUCUUGUUCACACUUUUCCACGCGAUUCUUGUGACAAUUAUGCUCGGUGUGGUCCUAAUGGUAUCUGCAGAAUUAGUCAGGUACCAAUAUGUGAGUGUCUGAAAGGAUUCGCCCCAAGAUUUCAGAAGGAUUGGGACGUGCAAGAUUGGUCCGGUGGAUGUGUUAGAAUUACGCCAAUAAAUUGCCAGAAUGGAGACGGGUUUCUUGGGGUGGAAGCUAACUUUCCUGAUAGGUUCCAGUUUCAAUUGAAUACUAGUAUGAGUUUCAAUGAAUGCAAAGCUCAGUGUUCCAAAAGCUGUUCCUGUACAGCUUUUGCUACCCCUUUUAUAGAUGGAAUCAGUAGCUGUUUGAUGUGGUUUGGGGAUUUGAUUGAUAUUAGAGAGCCUCCUGAAGCAGAUAGCACGGCGAACAUCUACAUUCGUUUGCCAGCUUCAGAACUAGGAUUCCUAUUCAAGACAACUGCAGUUCCUUUUCAGGCGGUCGUAGGACGGACGAUCGCCUAUAGGUGCCCAAUCAUUGAUCCGGCCAAUGCACCGAGGUUGACUGGUUCACAUGAGAUCAGGGCAAUUCAUAUUGAUCGAGAUAAGAAUAGAAUGUCCAUAUACAUCAAUAGAAACACUCUCAAGUAUCCAUAUUUAACUUGGAGCUUUUUGCCAGUUGAAAUUGAGAAAACUCAGUUUUAUCUGUGGGUAAGGACGGUCCAAAACAGAACAGAGUUGAGAUCCUUUGCAAUUUUAGUUAUAUUAACUUCUAAAAGCCAGCAUCAUAUUAAGCAACCAAAUUUUAUAAUCAAGAUUCAGAAGGGGAAUACAAGAGAAAAAAAAUCAACUAAUGUUAUUUCUUGUAGUUUAUAUCAGAAAGCAAGAAACUCUAGAUAA